Molecule: messenger RNA, 2606 nt
Organism: Notechis scutatus (mainland tiger snake)
Lineage: Eukaryota; Metazoa; Chordata; Lepidosauria; Squamata; Elapidae
Source: RefSeq, a predicted model, not a curated record
AACGAAAUCACUUUUAUCUGGGGCCUGCAAAGGACAAAGCUUUAUCUGUUUAUAAAUUCAGGACGAAUUUAGCUUUCAGACUCCAUUUUUUUGUCACAAAAAGAUGUUUCAUUACCCAAACUAAGUAACAUCAUCUGUGCUGUUGACCCAGGUGAACCUCCUGGUGGCCCACGGGGUGUCAAACUGGUGGUCCACAGGCUGGAUGCACCAAGUACAGGCCACGCCUACCCCUGGCUCAGUGAAGGCAAAGAAGUUGCGUUUGACACCCCUGCUCUAAAAGAAUGCAAAUGACCAGCUGUCUGCAAGGAAUAUAAAUGCUUCCAUUCCCCACCAUCCAGUCAGAGCUGAAGAAUCUUCUUGGAUGAGAAGUGAAAUGUCUUCAAAGAAAAAACAAGAACAUCUAGUUGCCUCCUGAAAAAGCACCUUUGGGUUAUAACCAGAUACAUCUUCAUUCUGUGCCUCACUUCUUUUCCUUUACAGGUCAAAUAUACUCUAUCAUAACUGACAUGAACAACACUGUGAGAGAAGAUCUUUUCAAUGCAUUGAAUGACCUCCUUGAGAAGCAAUUUCAAGAUUUUAAAUGGUGGCUAAAGGAUAUUGACCACAAUGGAAAGUCAAACAUUCCUACAGCUCAUUUGGAAAAGGCUAAUCAGCGAGAUGUUGUAGAUCUCCUGAUUCAGCAUUAUGGAGAAGAUGCUCUACAGGUGUGCAUUCAUGUCCUUCAAAAAAGCAAUAUAAAUGAUGUUGCUAGAAAACUUGAGGAAACUUUACAGAAAGGAACUGAAGAAACCCAGCUGCAGCAGCUCCUUUUACAGGGGAGUUGUCCGCGGCUUCAGCCAGUGACAGAUGUUUGUUUUCCCGCUUCCGUGGUUCAACCAAUCACAGAUGCUGGUGCUCACCAACUGCCAGCUUCAUCAAAUUACAGAAACUACAUUAAAAAAAAAUUUGCAACAAUCAAAGAUCCUAAUGCUAUUCCUGGUGAAUACGUGCCCCUAAACCAGAGAUACUCAAACCUAAUCGUCCUAGAUUAUCAUCCAUCUGAAGAGGAAAGGGAAAAUCAAAUUCUGGCAAUGGGAAGGAAACAUUUUGAAAUCAUCAGCAAAAGAGCUGAGUCUUCAAUCAGCAUUGAAACAUUAUUUAACCCUGAUAAAUAUGGAUUAAUUCCACAAGUUGUUGUGUUGCAAGGAGCUGCAGGAAUUGGAAAAACCAUAAUGACCAAAAAAAUCAUGUUUGAUUGGGCUUCUCAACUACUUUACCAGGACAAAUUUGAUUAUGCUUUCUAUAUUAGCAAUAGAGAAAUAAAUCUUCAUGCAGAGUCCCAGAAGACUAGUAUUGUAGAAAUAAUUUCAAGCGAAUGGCUCAAAUGUCAUGAAGUGAAUAAUGUCAUUCGAAACAUACUGAAGAAUGAAGAGAAACUUCUGUUCAUAAUUGAUGGGAUUGAUGAAUUAAGGUAUUCCUUUGAUCAGUCUGAAAACUACUUUUGCACUGAUCCCUGGAAGAAAGAGCCAGUGAGAAUUAUUUUGAGCAGUUUGUUUAAAAAAAAGCUGCUUCCUAAAUCCUCUCUUAUAAUCACAACAAGACUAAUGGCUUUGGAGAAACUCCAUCGAUGUUUAGAACAACCACGCAAUUUUGAGAUAUUGGGGUUUUCCACACAAGAGAGAGAAGAAUAUUUCUACAAAUUUUUUGAAAAUGAAGACCAAGCAAUGCAAGCUUUCAGAUUUGUGAAACAAAAUGACAUGCUUUUCACCAUGUGUGUCAUUCCCCUUGUGAGCUGGAUCAUCUGCACAGUGAUGAAACAAGAGAUGGAGAGAGGCAAGGAUCUUCAGAAAGCACCAUGUACCCUCACUGCAAUCUACGUACUGUACUUCUCCAGUUUGUUAAAAUUUCACCAUAAAGAAUCCAAACGAGAUGUCCAAACAAAUGUGAAAGGCUUAUGCGCUUUGGCUGCAGAAGGUGUUUUGAAACAGCAAAUAAUGUUUAUGAAAGAAGAAGUCAGGAAACACAAUUUAGAUCAAGGAGACUCCCUCCCCCUCUUUCUGAAUCAGAAUCUCUUCAAAAGGGACAUUGAUUGUAUUCAAACCUAUAGCUUCAUUCACUUAAGCUUCCAGGAGUUUUUUGCUGCUUUGUUUUAUAUCCUAGACGAAAGAGAGGAGCAACAUUCUCAGACUCAGAAUAAAAAUUUCCAGACAUUGUUAGAAAGUCAUCAACCUUUUAGGCGUGAUUUUGCAGUUGGAUUUCGCUUUCUUUUUGGUUUUUUAAAUGAAGAAAAAAGAAUGAGGCAGCUGAAAAAAGAAUUUGAAUGGGAAAUUUGUCCUAAAAAUAAAGUGUUCUUAUUAAACUGGGUGAAAUAUAAAAUUGACAAAACAAUUACAUUCCAUUGGCAAAAAGAUAUGUUAACUUAUUUAUAUGAGACACAAGAUGACAAUUUUGUAAGCGAUGCCUUAUGCAGUGUCACUGAUAUAAAUCUUCAGUGCAACUCUGAUAUGGGUUUGAUGAUCCUGGCCUAUUGUGUACAACACUGCCGGAAUUUGGGGUAUCUCACUAUUGAACUCCCUAUAUUUUCAUGUCAGGAAGAGGGAGAAUUAUUUCUUCCCAAAACUGAGUAA